AUGUGUGACUGGAUCUGUGUUAUUUUGUUGUUUGUGGUUAUUUUGGGGGAAUCAGAACAGGAUGAUGUUGUCUGUGAGAUGCUGGGGAGCCCAGAGUUCCCUCUCAUGUCUAAGAAAGGAGAUGUUGUCAUUGGAGGAGCUUUUUCUAUUCACAGUCACAUUUCAGAGCCUUCACUCUCCUCAGCGGACGCGCCAGGUCUUCCCAUAUGUUCCAGGCUAAACUUAAGAGAAUUUCGUUUUGCUCAAACAUUGAUAUUUGCCACCGAGGAGAUCAACAAUAGCAGCUCUCUGCUACCAAAUAUCUCGGUGGGUUAUAAGAUUUUUGACAACUGUGCAUCAUCAUUACCCACAACACGUUCAGCAAUGGGGCUCAUAAAUGGACACAAGAAGAAACUGGGCCAAACUUGCUCGGGCCAGUCAUCUGUUCAUGCCAUCAUUGGAACGUCUGAGUCAUCCACAACGAUUGCAAUGCUAAAAAUGUUAUCCGUUUUCAAAAUACCACUGAUCAGCCACUUUGCCACAUGUGCUUGUCUCAGUAACAGAAAGGAGUACCCCUCCUUCUUCAGAACCAUUCCCAGUGACUACUACCAAAGCAGAGCACUGGCUAAACUGGUGAAGCACUUUGGAUGGACGUGGGUCGGUGCAGUGAGAAGUAACAACGACUACGGUAACAAUGGGAUGGCAACAUUUAUUACAGCCGCGGGUCAGGAGGGGAUCUGUGUUGAGUACUCUGAGGCCAUCUCAAGGACUGGUUCUACGGAGCAGCUUCAGAAGACGGUCAGAGUGAUCCGUGGAGGAACAUCACAUGUUUUAGUCGCCUUUCUUGCUUAUGAUGAGAUGGAUGUUCUGCUUGAGGAAGCUCUGAGGCAGAACCUGACUGGGCUGCAGUGGGUGGGCAGUGAAUCCUGGAUUACUUCGAGUCAUUUGGCUGACCAGAGAUACUCCGGUCUCCUAACAGGGUCGUUGGGCUUUGCAAUAAGAAAGGCUAAAAUCGAAGGCCUGAAAGAGUUUCUUUUACAGGUUAAACCAAGCCAGGACCCCCAGAGCAACGUGUUGAAAGACUUCUGGGAAACAACCUUUGGUUGUAGUUUUCAGUCCGGUUUACGUGGAACAGAACAGUGUUCUGGUUCUGAGAGACUCCAGGACAUAAACAACGUUUUCACUGACGUUUCAGCACUCCGGAUAUCUAACAAUGUGUAUAAGGCUGUGUACGCUGUUGCUCAUGCCAUGCACAGCAUGUUCAAAUGUGGGCAAAAUGGUGAAUCAAUGAAUCACUCUCGCAUUUUAGCCGAUGACAUGGAGCCAACACAGCUUGUGAAACACCUCCAGGAUGUUAAUUUCACGCUCCAGUCAGGAGAGAGAGUGCAUUUUAAUGAAAAUGGAGACCCUGCAGCAACGUAUGAGCUUGUGAACUGGCAGAGAAACCCAGCAGGAGAGACUGUGUUCAUGACUGUAGGGAGCUACGAUGCUUCACUACCAAAUGGAAAACAGUUUACCAUGAAUGGAGUAAAUAUAACAUGGGCAGGGACAUCUUGGGAGAGGCCGUUGUCUGUCUGCAGUGAGAGUUGUCUGCCAGGCUUCCGACAGGCGACGAUUAAAGGCAAACCGAUCUGCUGCUUCUCCUGUGUCACCUGCACUGCUGGAGAGAUCAGCAACUCCACCAAUUCUGCAGAAUGUUCACGGUGUCCAUCAGACUUCUGGUCCAACGAUGACCACAGCAAAUGUGUCCCAAAGGCGGUCGAGUUCCUUUCCUACGGAGAGACGAUGGGGGAUCAUCUCGCUGCUUUCUCCUUGUUUGGAGCCAGUUUAACACUGGUGGUCUCUUUGGUUUUCUUAUGGUUUCGCCACACUCCUCUAGUCAAAGCCAGUAACUCUGAGCUGAGCUUCCUGCUACUCUUCUCCUUGACUCUGUGUUUCCUGUGCUCUUUAGCUUUCAUUGGACAGCCCACUGAGUGGUCCUGCAUGCUGCGCCACACAGCUUUUGGCAUCACGUUUGCUUUAUGUAUUUCAUGUAUUUUAGCUAAAACCAUAACCGUAGUGAUGGCCUUUAGAGCUAAAACGCCAGCAAACACCGUUCCUCAGUGUUCUGCUCCUCUCCAGAGAACAAGCGUUCUUGUCUGUACUUUACUUCAGGUUCUGAUUUGUGUGUUAUGGUUAGUGCACGCUCCACCGUUUCCCCUCAGAAACGCACUUCACACUAACAAAAGGAUCAUUCUAGAGUGUGAUUUAGGCUCACCUGUAGCAUUUUGGGUAGCGUUGGGAUAUAUAGGAUUCCUGGCUUUUCUUUGCUUUAUUCUUGCUUUUCUGGCUCGAAAGCUGCCUGAUAAUUUUAAUGAAGCUAAAUGCAUCACCUUCAGCAUGCUGAUAUUCAGUGCAGUCUGGGUGACGUUUAUCCCAGCUUAUAUAAGCUCUCCUGGGAAAUUUACUACAGCUGUAGAAGUGUUUGCUAUUCUGGCCUCAAGCUUUGGGUUGCUUUUCUGUAUUUUUGCCCCAAAGUGUUACAUUCUACUACUGAAACCUGAGAGGAAUACUAGAAACUACAUUAUGGGAAGAAACCACAUAAAUACUCCACAAUGA
Messenger RNA from Nothobranchius furzeri (turquoise killifish), 2577 nucleotides. Its product is annotated as extracellular calcium-sensing receptor-like. Gene Ontology annotation, cellular component: plasma membrane. Gene Ontology annotation, molecular function: G protein-coupled receptor activity. Lineage: Eukaryota; Metazoa; Chordata; Actinopteri; Cyprinodontiformes; Nothobranchiidae. The record is from RefSeq and is a predicted model, not a curated record. Gene Ontology annotation, biological process: G protein-coupled receptor signaling pathway.